CGGCCGAUAGAGAGCGCCAGCUCUCGUGAUAAACAGUCCACUUGUGCUCGAAACUCGAAAGUUGACAGCAGUGCAGUGAAUGAAACCCAGUAAUUAAAAAAUUAAAUAUUUACAUAACUGUUAAUAUUCAUACUCACAUUUACUAAUUAUGGCGGUAACGAGUGGAGUGUCAUUUAUCCUGUCGUCCAUAUUCACAGUAAUUUUAUUUUCUGGAAUGCAAAUGUACAAAAGCUGGCUGACUUCUUCCCAACUGCAUACGAUUUUUGGUGGUUAUUUAGGAUCCAUGCUUUUUAUUUUUAUUUUAACAGCAGUAGGAAAUCUAGAGUCUUCAAUAUUUGGAAAAAAUUUCCAAUUAAAAUUAUUCCCCGAAGUAUUUAUAUCAUUAUUGUUUUCAAUGACUGCGUCCGGUUUAGUUCAUCGAGUGUCUACCACCACGUGUUUCCUCUUCUCCAUGGUAGCACUCUAUUACAUUAAUAAGAUAUCUCAAGAAAAUUAUUCAGCUUCAAUGACAACAACAACGUUGCAUACAAAAAAGAAAAAGUAAUCGGUAUAAGUAAUACAAAUGAAAUAAAAUUUUAUCCUAUCUUAAAAUACUUUUCAAUUAAAAAUAAAUUUUUUUCAUACAUUAACUCAGA
Molecule: messenger RNA, 635 nt
Organism: Cotesia glomerata
Lineage: Eukaryota; Metazoa; Arthropoda; Insecta; Hymenoptera; Braconidae
Product: protein KRTCAP2 homolog
Exons: 3
Coding region: 149-544 (131 amino acids)
Source: RefSeq, a predicted model, not a curated record